CCCUCGCGCGCCCUGUCGGCCGCGCCGCUCUCAUGGCAACGCGCGGGCGGCGGGGGAGGCGGCAGGGCCGAGCAGCGCCGCGCCAUGGACCGGGAGGCGGAGGAACCGCCCGGAUCCCCGGCCCUGCCCGCCCCGCGGCCACGGGGGGACGGGGCGCCGCGGGGACGGGCCCGGCGCGGUGGGGGGGCGGCGAGGGGCGGCCGCCGGCCGCGCGUGACGGUGGACAGCUCGAAGGCCAAGACCUCGCUGGAGGCGCUGAAGAUCAGCCUGAGGCAGCUGCGCUGGAGAGAGUUUCCCUUUGGCAGGCGCUUGCCGUGCGAUAUCUAUUGGCAUGGGGUGUCCUUUCAUGAUAAUGACAUAUUCUCAGGUCAAGUCAACAAGUUUCCAGGUAUGACAGAGAUGGUACGUAAAAUUACACUGAGUCGGGCGGUGCGAACAAUGCAGGAUCUCUUUCCCCUCGAAUAUAACUUCUAUCCUCGAUCAUGGAUUCUGCCAGAAGAAUUUUCCCUCUUUGUGGAUGAGGUUCGUAUGAUGAAAGACGGCGAUCCAGGCUGGAAGCCCACUUUUAUUGUCAAACCUGAUGGAGGGUGCCAGGGGGAUGGAAUCUACCUCAUUAAAGACCCCAGUGACAUCAGACUGACGGGAAGCAUCCAGAGCCGGCCAGCUGUGGUCCAGGAAUACAUUUGCAAACCACUGCUUGUUGACAAACUGAAAUUUGAUAUUCGGCUUUAUGUCUUACUGAAAUCUUUAGAACCUUUAGAGAUUUAUAUAGCCAAAGAUGGACUUUCUAGAUUUUGUACAGAGCCCUAUCAAGAACCCACUCUAAAAAAUUUGCACCAGGUAUUUAUGCAUUUAACCAACUAUUCACUAAAUAUCCAUAGUGGGAAUUUCAUCCAUUCUGACAGUGUAAGCACUGGCAGCAAGAGGACUUUUUCAAGCAUUCUCUGCAGACUGUCUUCCAGAGGCGCUGAUGUCAAAAAGCUGUGGUCAGAUAUAAUUUCACUGGUGAUUAAAACCAUUAUUGCACUGACACCCGAACUCAAGGUUUACUAUCAGUCUGACAUACCAGCAGGAAAGCCUGGGCCAACUUGCUUCCAGAUUUUAGGGUUUGACAUUCUCCUGAUGAAAAACUUGAAGCCCAUGUUACUGGAAGUAAAUGCAAACCCCAGCAUGAGAAUAGAACAUGAGCAAGAGCUUUCUCCUGGAGUAUUUGGGAAUGUCCCAAGCCCUGUGGAUGAAGAAGUGAAGGUAGCAGUUAUCAGAGACACUCUGCGUUUAGUGGACCCUCAGAAAAAGAAGGGAAAAGAUGACCAGUGUCAGGCUUUGGAGCACAUCUCGGAAGCAGACGAAGAGCUAUUGGACACCAGACGGGCAGACGGGCCGGGAUACGAUUCGGCUGAAAGCGCAGAGGCUGGCCUCCCCUCUCUUUGCCUCAAGCAAGUGUUUCCCAAGUAUGCCAAGCAGUUUAGCUACCUGCGUCUUGUGGACAGAGUGGCUGCUCUGUUUAUCCGAUUUCUUGGUGUGAAAGGGACAACAAAGCUGGGGCCAACAGGCUUCCGAACAUUUAUAAGAAACUGCAAGCUGAGUAACAGCAGUUUUUCAAUGGCUUCUGUAGAUAUCUUAUAUAUUGAUAUCACGAGAAGGUGGAACAGCAUGGGAAUUGAGCACAAAGAAUCAGGAAUGUGUUUGCAAGCCUUUGUUGAAGCUUUCUUCUGUCUGGCUCAGAAGAAAUACAAGUCCCUCCCCCUUCACGAGCAAGUGGCAUUGCUGGUCGAAUUUUGUGAGUAUCAUCUGGCUGCCCUGGAUGAAAAGCGCCUGGUUUGUGGCCGCGGGAUCGGGGAGCGCCGGAGUGCAGUGGUUCCAUGUCAGACAGAUGGACUUCACCUUACACCAGCUGCACAUACCCCCCUUCACAGUCGCACGACCACAGCCACUAAACUUGCGGAUUAUAGAAAUCAUCGCUAUUAAUGAUGCAGAUUAAUCAGGAUAGAAGUGAGAGUUAGUCCCCAGGUAUGUACCCGUACUGCAGGAAGAGAGGCAGACUCCUGCAUAGUCUGAUAGUCACAAUUAUUUAUUUCAACUUUUUUUAUUUAUGCUCUUUAAAAAUUCUGCUGCAAGCUGCCGCUCUCAAAUAAUGAUCAUGGCAAUGGCUAUUAAUUUACCUCUCUGCUGCACUAUAUGGUGGACCUUGUAUGACAGACUGUGCUUUUGUCCAGAGAGGAUGGGAAAGCACCUGUGAAGACAAGGACCAAAAUAAAGUGGGAUGAUAACCAGCGUUAUGGGGAUGGUUGCGCUUAUUGAGAAGCACACUCAUAUCGAAGGAAUUGCGUUGCUUUCUUAUGCACUGGAUGUGUCAUGGAAACUAAGUAAGGAACUGCAGUCUCAGGUUGUGGACUUUGGAAAACUGAAACUUGGAAUUAUGUUUGUGGUCAGGCUUCAGGCUCUGACCCUUUUCUUUCAGUGGCUUGGACCGUUGGAACCAAUACAGAUUUGGUCAUUGUCUAUGUACUUAUUUUUUAAAGUCAAUCUUAAAACACUGAAAUUAUAUCUUGGCUUCUACUCCUCUGUACAUGUCUUUGCCAUGACAAGUACUGUUAAUUUUUUAAAGAAAAACUAAAAAUGUUUAUCCUUUUGCUUCCACAGAACUGAUAAGCUCAUGCUUGCUCACAGAAAAAGUGACUUUAAGUCAGAUUUGCUGGAUGAAGUGGUAGGUCUGAGUUUGUCUUCAGGUACUGCACUGCUUUCUGCAGAGAGCUUUACAGUAUGAAGGCCUAAGAGUUCAUUGAAGUUCCAGUGAAACCAAUCCUAUCACUAACUUUGGACUAAACUAAUUGUAUUCUGACGUGGCUAAUCUUUUGCCUGUUUGUUACCCUAUUUGGACCUGCAGUAAUACCUAGAACAGAUAUUUUUAUUUGUCUUUGCACAUAUUGUUUAUUUUUCCCCUUAAAUAUCAGUGUGACUGUACAAACUUGUUAUUUAACAGAAUAUUUUAUCAAGAAUGCUGGGCUGUACCACUGGAGUUGUACACAGUAGUCUUACUUCACAAGAAAUGAACCAUGACUUCCAUAAUCCCAGUAUUCUUGGGCUGGGGGCUAAGAGAGCAUGAGGCUGGCUGAAAGGAUGUGAAUAACUUGGUACUUCAGGGCUGUUCAGCCGCAUUCUUUUGCAGUUUAUUACAAUAAUAUAUGUUUACAUCCAUGUUUGAUUUUCCCCUUUUGUUCUGUUCUUUAGUGUUAGUGACUCUGCUUAUGCUCUAGUGUUCUUCACACUGCCGAAGGCUGCCAGGCUGUAAGGUGGCACAGCGUCUGGGCGUUCAGGUUUGCACUGGGGAGCGUUACCUGAGCUCGAUGCCAAAAUGUUCCCAGCUGGUGUAGCAGAAACCUGACCUUGGAAGCGCAGUCAGUGCAGAGUCCAGGGAGUGCACCUGUUUAACAGCAUGGACUCAGUGGACACAUGGAAUUGAGUGAGUUUUUACUUCAGGAAAAGUUUAGCUGUACCUUGUUAGUUUUAACAGCAUGUAUGUUUCCCAAGUGGCAACCAGCAGCAUGGUGACACAAUGCAGAAGUCAGGCUGAGCCCACAAGAAACUAAUACCCAGCAUGUGUUACUACCAGAUGUGGGUGUCCUUUCUUCUCUUUGUCCUUUUUUGUAGCACAAGUAAGAGUAGUAGUAGGUGAUCUUUUUUAGUUCAACAGCUGGACUGUUUGAAAUGUUAUGUAUUGUACAUAAGAGGACGAUUGCAGGCUAAUGCCACUGCCCUCAGCCUUGUUUAAGUUUCAUAAGGAUUAUUGCGGUAUGAAGAUAAAAUGCCACACUCCAAGGUCUGGCAUCUGUCAGAACAAAUGAAGCUGAAAGGGUCAUUUUUUUCCACACUUACAUUGUAAUAUAUCUGAAGACAUUCACAAGUUGAAAAAUGGUUACUUCUCAUUUUGUGACAUCUGACAUUUGUCUUGCGAUUGGCAGUGUGUUACUAGAAAAUAGCUUACAGUUUCUCUCAUUUCGUGAUUGAUGUCCUGUAAAGACAGGGUUAUAGAAUAGUCGGAUUUGAAAUGCUACAGCUGCGAAUGCCUUUCCUUACAGCUUUCAAGUAGUACAAUCUAUGGCCUAAAAUAUCCAGGUUUAACUAUUGUAUAAGCUACCAUGAUGUCAGUGGAAUAAAUUACCUGCUGUAUAUAAUGAACACUGGUAAGAUCUCUCUCUCUCUUUUGGAGAUCUUUAUAUUUUCUGGAUUGAAUAGAGAUUUUUACAGCCCGUGCAUACCCAGGCUGCUGCAGUAUGCCCUGGUUAUCUCCCACUUCAAAUAUGAAGGGUCCCUUGUAGAAGAGUCAAAACAUUCAAUUAUCUCUCUCUAGUAAUCCAGUGUUCAUGUAUUUAUGUAAUUGGAAAAUUGAAUGCUGUGUUAUUCUUGGGUGGAGGCGGGGAUAAAACAGGAGUGUACUUUAGACACUUAAUGGCAAAGUCACUUUUCUCUUCCCUCGCAUCUCUUGCAAUUUCCUCUGCUCAUUAUUUAGCAUCCAAAGCAAUUUCACAUAGCAUUUAAAGUUACCAGUCUGUGCACACGCAAAAAAAUGACUGGAGAUGAUUUAUUCAGAAUAUGAAUGCUAAUGCACUGAUAAUCUGUUAAUCCUGAGGUACCUUUCUGGCAAAAGAAACAAUAUAUGUAAGGCAGUAGGUGUAGCAUUUUUAAUAGUACUUUCUGUAUAUUCUUUUCAGAGAAUAAUACAGCACUCGGUAUUCCAUUUAUGCCAUACUUGAUAAUGAUCAUUGCAUACCAGGGAAAUCUUUCUUGUUACCAGACACACAGGGUCUGGUCUUCCUCACUGGGUGUAAAUGAGUAUAAAACACUUCAACAUCUAAGGAAUAUUUGAGGCAAGCGAGCCCAGAACUCAUCCUUGUGGGCUUAUAUCUAUACCCUGAAUGUGCCCACACUUACUCAGUGACUCCAUGUCUGACUGUAAGAU
Molecule: messenger RNA, 4960 nt
Organism: Cuculus canorus (common cuckoo)
Lineage: Eukaryota; Metazoa; Chordata; Aves; Cuculiformes; Cuculidae
Gene: TTLL11
Product: tubulin tyrosine ligase like 11
Exons: 9
Coding region: 85-1968 (627 amino acids)
Biological process (GO): microtubule cytoskeleton organization; protein polyglutamylation
Cellular component (GO): cilium
Molecular function (GO): tubulin binding; tubulin-glutamic acid ligase activity
Source: RefSeq, a predicted model, not a curated record